CAGAUGUCUCCACCCGAGCCGCCCCUCAGAGCUGAAGAUUUCGAGUUUAAUGAAGAAGAUGAACACCCUCUCGCCUCCAACCCCACCCCAACUCCCCUCUUACCUUCUCGGUCACCAUACCACCUCCCCGCUUCUGAACAACUCCGAGGAGUUGCUAACCGUAUCAUCUUCAGUAGAUAUUACAUCCUGUUCUACUUUGUGAUGAUGAGUCUCAGUAUGACCACUGUUAUCUUGAGUCUGAUAGCUACUCGUGAUGAGAUGUUGUGGAAAUCAAAAACUGACGUGCGUAUAGAUAGACGUCAAUGUCCACCUUUAGUUUGGCACAUUUUGGAGGUGAUAGUGAAUGGUUUGAUGGUACUUGAAGUAGGAACGAGAUGGACUGCUUAUGGCAAAAAAUAUCCCAUGACACUCCUCAAUGUCAUUGACCUCGCUUUGGUCUUAUUCUGUUCUCUCACUUUGAUCCUCGUCUUUUCUUCCCCUUGUUCCGAAGGGACUCGACAGGAAGAAGUUUUAGACACUAUCCUACUGGUGAUUAGGAAUGCUGUUCAGUUCCUUCGUCUCGGUAAUAUCUUACGACGAUCCGGUCAUUCUCUCUUUAACCCACCCAAACCAAUCGAUCUUUCUCAAGCUGCUCAAGCAUCCCUCGCUCUCGAUUUAGAUCUAGAUGAUGACGAAGCUCAAGCUGAACGUCAAUUACGUCGAACGCUAGUAGGUACGGGAAGUAGAAGAGGAUAUGAGCCUUUGUCUUCCGAUGCCACAGAGCCUAGGAGAGGUGUGGGAGUGGGGAAUAACGCUGGACGGGAGAACCUUUCUGAGGAAGAUGCGGAUGCUUGGGAUAGGUUAGGUUGA
Tremella mesenterica DSM 1558 is the source of this 849-nucleotide messenger RNA. RefSeq lists its product as uncharacterized. NCBI's taxonomy places the organism in Eukaryota, Fungi, Basidiomycota, Tremellomycetes, Tremellales, Tremellaceae. The annotation marks the transcript as partial. The record is from RefSeq and is a predicted model, not a curated record. The transcript is spliced from 5 exons.